AUUGGACUUUUAUUUGUCAAAACACGUUUUCACACGGACUUAACAGAAAACUUAUAAACUACUAAAAUUUAUAAAUUCAUCUAAAUCCGAUUUUAAAGAAAAACACGUGACCCUCUCGCAGACGCAGAAGUAAAACGCCAAAACAAAACGCCAUUUUUUGUCGAUUCUUCGUCGUCCUCCUUUGAAAUUCACACCAAUUUGUCUCUCUUCCUAGAGAAACAAAAGAUUAUUCGAAACUCGGGAAAGUAUCAUCCGGUCACCGGAAAAUUGAUUAUUUCCGAUGCCAAUAGGUGACCGUCAGAAUCCGAGUGUGGAGAAGAAGAAGAACCUCUUCAGGCUAUGUCCGUUUUGGCAGAGGAGAAGCACCACUUCUUCAUCUUCAACACAGAAUCCAAACCAAAACUACCGUAGCCGCCAUGGAAAUCGGAAUACAGAUAUUUCCGCCGUCUCUAAGCCUCCGUUGACUAUGUCUUCCGUCGCCAGAUCACUUCUUCCAGCUCGCCGUCGUCUCCGACUAGAUCCUUCUAGUUAUCUGUAUUUCCCUUAUGAACCUGGAAAACAAGUUCGCAGCGCAAUAAAGCUUAAGAACACUAGCAAAUCUCAUACUGCAUUUAAGUUCCAAACAACGGCACCUAAGAGUUGUUAUAUGCGUCCUCCCGGAGGUGUUUUGGCUCCAGGAGAGAGUGUUUUUGCUACUGUGUUCAAGUUUGUGGAACAUCCAGAGAACAAUGAAAAGCAGCCGUUGAAUCAGAAGAGCAAGGUUAAGUUUAAGAUUAUGAGCCUGAAAGUUAAACCAGGAGUAGAGUAUGUGCCUGAGUUGGUAUGUUAUGUCGCUCCUUUCUAAUUCUUAUUAGUUUACUUACAAGUCCAAUGUUGGAAGCAAUUUUAUUCAAUCUUAGAAAUAUGACUCUUAUAGGCUGAAACAUUGCAAUUGAUAGAUAGGUUUUAAAAGGAUAAGUGUUAGGUUUUCAAUAUCGUUACCUCCGAUUCCUUAACCAAACUGGCACACACUAACACACCAUACAAGAGAGAGACUAGCACAUCACUAGCUCAGCUCUCAAUACACCAUACGAGAGAGACUAGCACAUCACUAGCUCUGCUCUUAAGUCUCUCAUACCAUUCAACAACUAUCAACAUAAACCUCUCUAAACAUUCAGAGCCAUUAUUUAUACUCGAACUGAGUUUGUUCAAGAUAUUUUUAGAUCCUAAAAAUAUCUUCUUCUUCAAGCAAGUUUCUUCUCACGUGCCUCCUCACUUGAACGUGUCUUCUUUUGCUUUCUCUCAUUCACAUUCUUCUUGAUACAUCAAUCGUAUCAAUAAGCCCUCUCUGUCUCAGAGAUUCUUAGGCAUAAGUCCAUCGAUGAUGCAUUUUUGGGUGUUUAUUGUGCAGUUUGAUGAGCAAAAGGAUCAAGUAGCAGUGGAGCAGGUUCUUCGGGUCAUUUUUAUUGAUGCGGACCGCCCAAGUGCUGCAUUGGAGAAACUGAAACGUCAAUUGGAUGAAGCUGAAGCUGCAGUUGAAGCAAGAAAGAAGCCUCCCCCAGAGACAGGGCCUCGAGUUGUCGGGGAGGGUCUUGUCAUAGACGAAUGGAAGGAGAGAAGAGAGAAGUACCUUGCUCGGCAACAAGUCGAAUCCGUAGAUUCUUUGUCCUAAACGCAGAGAGCAAUGUGGACUUGUUCUGCAGAUCAUGUACAUAAUUUAUUAUCCCUCGAUUAUGUAUUUAUCUCUAGACGAUUACUUUGUGGUUCUUGUAUGUCUCUGUUUGUUGUGUGAUUCAUGCCGGUUUUUUCUCCUUCAUCAAAUUUUGUUUCGGUCGUUUUUAGUUGAUCUAGAAUCGAACCAGAGUUUGUUCAGUAUUUAGUUACAAAUGAAAAAUCCUGUUAUACCAUUCGUUAAACGUUUCUUAGAAAUGAGUCAUUA
Molecule: messenger RNA, 1918 nt
Organism: Arabidopsis thaliana (thale cress)
Lineage: Eukaryota; Viridiplantae; Streptophyta; Magnoliopsida; Brassicales; Brassicaceae
Gene: MAMI
Product: membrane-associated mannitol-induced
Exons: 6
Coding region: 281-844 (187 amino acids)
Cellular component (GO): endoplasmic reticulum membrane
Source: RefSeq, marked reviewed